CUCAUAAACUACCCGGCCAGUGCCGUGGAAGUGGGUGCAGUGGUCAACGACGCGUUCCGUUGAGUCAGACUCUGACAGUAUUUAAUCGAAAGUCGUAGAGAACGUUUCUCGGAUCGAACGUCGCUUUUUAUGAAUCAACCAUGUUCGGCGAUCGAUCGGUGGAAGCUGUGAGUUUCGACUCGCAAUUGUCAAUAGCAAAAUCGCAACUAUCGGCGAACGUGCAAACGACGGAAAUAGUUUACAACGAGAGACCCGCGCAAACGGUCGAGACUAGGACGAUCGAGACUCAAACGGUGACCGGAGAUGAAAGGGAACCGAAGGUGAACUACGAUAGAUUGGCAGAAUUUUUAAAUAGAGUGACACCGAAUGUGUUGGAAGCGUUGGACGAGUCGUAUGGAACCGAUGCGUUCGACGAUUAUGAGCCGAACACCGACGAGGAAUCGGUCGCUGGUACUCGAUUGCUGCAAACCAUUAAAACCACCGGUGGAUCGGAUUCGCAGAUGAAGAUGACCGAUAUGUGUUGGAGCAUCGGGGGAGGAACCCUGGUCGUUUCCUAUGGCGUUACUCAGCACCGCACAUGGUGCGAACAUUUGUCCAAGAUAGUGCUGUACGAGCGAACGAGACAGGGUGGUACUUUCGCCGACGAACCGAGCAAGACGUUAGAAGCUAACGGAUGUGUGACUGCGAUGGCUCAUCAUCCGACCGAACCGUCGAUCGUAGCAGUCGGCUUGUUCAACGGAGACGUCGUAGUAUGGAACUUGAGGGAAGACGCGAGCUCGGCCCCGGCGACGGUAGUUUGCACGCACGACGACAGCGUGACUGGAGUCCACUGGAACGCGAGGACCGCCAACGGCGACGUAUCGUUGCUGACCACUUCUGGCAAGGACGGUCACAUCUUGGUUCAUAAAAUGACUGCGAACCAUACGAUCGCUCGCGCAUUCAAACGAUUGAAAGUCGCUAAGGAACAUGAUCAAACGGAGAGCUCGAGGACGCGCAGUGCCGGCGGAACGCGCGAAGCCCGAGCUGUCGAGCCUGGAUCGUGCGUCACUACCUUCGAUUUCUCGUCCAAGGAUCCCAUGUUCUUUGUCGUUGGUACCUUGUCCGGUGGAUUGUAUAAGUGUACCAUGGACCCGGUCGUCCCUACUGUCCAAGGCGACGAUGCGACGGUGGAUCCUGUGAUAGCCGAGUACGAGAGAUACGAAGGUGGUAGCGUGACGUGCGUCCGAUGUUCUCCGACUCGGAGUAUCUUCGUCGCUGCCGGGACGGACAAGGAGAUUCGCAUAUACGAUUUCGAAAAGCACGAUUGCCUGCAUUCGAUCUCUUCAGAAAAUACGAUCAUAGGUUUGACGUGGAUGACCUGGAAUCGAGAUAUUUUAGCGACUUACGGAGUCGGCCCGAAGAUCGGACUGUAUGACGUCACCGACGGUAGACUCGUGACUAACGCGAAUUUUGAAUCACCGGAUAGACAAAAUUCUAGUUGUCUCUGUGUCGAUCCUAAUGAGAAUUUGGUGGCGAUUGGUGAUACCCGAGGAAACUUAGAGAUCUGGAAGGUACCGAGACGAUUGUGACCGAAUUAUAAGGAUCGAAAACAAGCCUUCGAGCAUUACGCGAUGGAUAAUAAAAAAUAAAAAUAAGUUCUUUCCUUUUCCUG
Molecule: messenger RNA, 1651 nt
Organism: Ceratina calcarata
Lineage: Eukaryota; Metazoa; Arthropoda; Insecta; Hymenoptera; Apidae
Product: WD repeat-containing protein 34
Exons: 9
Coding region: 141-1568 (475 amino acids)
Biological process (GO): intraciliary transport
Cellular component (GO): ciliary plasm; cytoplasmic dynein complex
Molecular function (GO): dynein light chain binding; dynein heavy chain binding
Source: RefSeq, a predicted model, not a curated record